UAUGGUGUGGCGCCAAUGUGGAGUGGUAUUCGAGAGCGCGAGCUCGGGGCACCGCCAUGGCGCUACGCUGCUUCUGUUCGCCGGAUGAGAUCUCGCGCAUUGGAGCUGUGCAAGACCAAGGAUGUGAUUUCGUCUGGCAGAGGCGCUGUGAACAGCUUGCAGAUUGAUCCCGUGGAAGCUAGAUAUAUGCUUGCUGGCAAUGGAAAUGGAUCGAUCAGUGUCUAUGACAUAUCACAGCCAACGACGGUGGAGCCUUACUCUCAAAAGCACGAAGCCCUCUUUUCUAUUGACAAAGCCCAUAGGUACUCCGUUUCAUCAGUUCGAUGGUAUCCAGUGGACACUGGAAUUUUUAUCUCUGGCUCGUUCGACAAGCAUAUAAAUGUUUGGGAUGCAAACACUCUCGAGGUGCUGAUGCAAUUCAAAAUGCCAGGGAAGGUUUUCGGUGUAAGCAUGUCACCCGUUUCUACGACUCACAUGCUUAUAGCUACAGGCACGGAGGACUAUCGCAUAAGGCUUUGCGAUAUAUCUUCUGGUGCUUUCACCCACACCCUUAGCGCUCACCGAGAUGCUGUUUGGGCGGUGAAAUGGUCUGCAUCUUCCGAAUGGAUUUUAAUUUCCGGAGGUUGUGACGGUGCGAUCCGGUUGUGGGACAUAAGACGUGCGGGUUGCUUCUAUGUUCUUGACCAGCAUCGUUCUUCUGCUUCUCAGGAAGGUAAUAGUUUCCCUCUCGUUCUCUUUUGUUUUGUCUAUUUUUUUGAAGCCACUGAAAUCAGUAGAGCAGCGAAAACUUCCAAGGAUGCCACUCCUGGACGAGUUCAUCCAGGCUUGACUUCGGCUCUGGACCGUUCCACGGCGCACUAUGGCACAGUGACAUCGCUCCAGACAAGCCGCGACGGACACUACCUUCUUAGUGCGGGCAGUGAUUCCAGAGUCAAGCUAUGGGACAUAGAAAGGGGCUGCAAUACUCUUGUGAAUUACGAGGCAACAAACAUAAACGGAAAUCUGACGUGCGAACUUGAGGUCUCUGGAGACAAGCCACUGGUGUUCGUUCCAUGUCUAACCUCGAUACAGGUGUACGAUAUGUUGAGCGGUCGCUUGCUUUCCACCUUAAAAGGACACUAUGAACUUGUAAACUGCUGUGCUUAUCACAGUCAAUCACAGGAACUCUACAGUGGAAGCAAUGAUCGUAGAAUACUCGUCUGGUCUCCAAAGCAGUCGGUUUCCGAGGACGAAGCUCUUGGAACUAUUGCGGCUCAAGUGCAAGCCGACGAGGACAAUUGGAGCGAUUGACUAAAACUAUAUUUUUUGUAACAUUAACUAACGGUUGAAUUCAACUCUUAUUUGGCC
Molecule: messenger RNA, 1347 nt
Organism: Selaginella moellendorffii
Lineage: Eukaryota; Viridiplantae; Streptophyta; Lycopodiopsida; Selaginellales; Selaginellaceae
Product: DNA excision repair protein ERCC-8
Exons: 8
Coding region: 16-1290 (424 amino acids)
Biological process (GO): protein polyubiquitination; transcription-coupled nucleotide-excision repair; proteasome-mediated ubiquitin-dependent protein catabolic process
Cellular component (GO): nucleotide-excision repair complex; Cul4A-RING E3 ubiquitin ligase complex
Molecular function (GO): protein binding
Source: RefSeq, a predicted model, not a curated record